AUGGCCAUCCAUGAGUUUCUAUUAAAAGUUUUGGUGCUUGGGAUCAUCAUAUCGGGUCCAUACCACAGUCACGCAGCAGAAACUGAUUAUUCAAUCACGAAGCCUGGAUGCCAAAGUUCCUGCGGAAACCUCUUGAUUCCAUACCCCUUUGGAUUGAGCGACAGCACCUCUGACUGCCACUUCAAUCUCCCAUCCUUUAUUGUCGAUUGUGACUACUCCACUGACCCUCCUACACCUUACAUGGAGAACAAAAGUUCUAACUUGCAAAUAAGCGGGAUUUCCGUUGAGGAUCAUGAGAUGCGAAUAUCACAUUGGGUCGGUCAAGACUGUUUUAACUCUUCCGGAUACGAUGAGUCUUCAAGCUUUUAUCCAUGGCUCACCCUAGCUAAAUUCCCCAUAUCCAGCACCAAGAACAAGUUCACCGUGGUCGGUUGCGACACGUUGGCCUACUUCCAAGACGGCGGUGAGAAAUUCACUUUUGGGUGUGUCUCUUUGUGCAGCAACAUUACGAAUGUGAGUAACGGGUCAUGUUCCGGUAUUGGAUGUUGCGAGACGAGCAUCCCUACAGACUCCUUAAACUACCAAAUCUCCUUUCAGAGCUUUUACAAUCAUACCUACGUCCUGGAUUUCAAUCCUUGUAGCUAUGCCUUCGUCGCCGAAAUUGGAUCCUACAACUUCUCAGUUGGCGACCUUAAGCAGAUUAAAUCUGACAGGUCCACUCUACUUCUCGAGUGGGCAAUAGGGGAUCAAACUUGCGAAGACGCCAGGAAGAACCCCGCAAGCUACAUGUGCACUGACAACACCAAAUGCACCGACGCCAAAGACGGCUCCGGGUACAAGUGCACCUGUUUAGAAGGUUACCGAGGCAAUCCUUACCUAGCGAAUGGUUGUCAUGAUAUUGAUGAAUGUGCGGAUCCAGAGAAGUACCCAUGUGAGGGAAAGUGCAAUAAUAUUGAGGGGAAUUAUACAUGUUUAUGCCCAAAGGGUUAUCAUGGUUAUGGCAAGAAACGCGGUGAAGAUGGACAAGGAUGCAUUGCUAAUCCAUCAUACUUGAUGAAGAUUUCGGUUGGUGUUGCUGUGGGCAUAAUAGUGCUGCUAUUAAGUAUAGGCCUUCUAUAUUUCGGAUACAAGAAAAGGGAGCUCAUUAGGCUCAAAGAACAAUAUUUCAAGCAAAAUGGUGGCUUGCUUUUACAGCAACGAUUACAUGAACAUGACAGAACCACAAAAGAUGCAAAAAUCUUCGGCGCUGAAGAGCUAGAAAAGGCUACCGACAAUUAUGAUGAGAGCAAAAUAGUUGGCCAAGGAGGAUACGGUACCGUUUAUAAAGGGUUGUUGCCAAAUAACAUGGUAGUUGCGAUUAAGAAGUCCAAAGUUGUGGAUCAAGGCCAAAUCGAACAGUUCAUCAAUGAAGUCAUUGUGCUUUCUCAAAUUAAUCACCGUAAUGUGGUCAAACUUUUGGGAUGUUGUUUGGAAACAGAGGUGCCUUUAUUGGUGUAUGAGUUCAUCAACAAUGGAACCCUCUUCGACCACAUCCACAAUCCAAACAAAUCAUCAAAGCUAUCUUGGGAGAUUCGGUUGAGAAUUGCUUCGGAAACUGCUGGAGUCCUCUCGUACUUGCACUCCGCAGCUUCCACUCCUAUUAUUCAUCGAGAUGUGAAGUUGGCAAACAUCCUUUUGGAUGCUAGUUACACCGCGAAAGUCUCUGACUUUGGAGCUUCAAGAUUAGUCCCCCUUGAUCAAACACAAUUAUCGACUAUGGUUCAGGGGACCUUGGGAUACUUAGACCCCGAAUACUUUCACACUAGCCAAUUGACAGAAAAGAGUGAUGUUUAUAGUUUUGGGGUUGUGCUAGCUGAGUUAUUGACAGGGAAGAAGGCACUUUCUUUUGACCGACCAGAAGAAGAGCGGAGCUUGGCAACGUAUUUUCUUUCAUCAUUGAAAAAUGACAAAUUGCUUCAAAUUGUUGAGGAAGUUAUUGCAUAUGAAGGAAACAAUGAACAGGUGAGGGAAGUUGCCAAUCUUGCCAAGAGAUGCUUGGAAAUAAAAGGCGGGAGGCCGACCAUGAAGGAAGUAGCAAUGGAACUGGAGGGACUUAGAGCAAUGGCCAACCAUCCAUGGGUCAAUGGCAUCGAUGUGAACCCAGAAGAGACGAUUCAUUUAUUGGGAGAAAAGACUGAUGUGUACAUGGAUAGUGUUGCGAGCACGAGCACUGGGUGCACGUAUAGCAUUAAAAACCAUGUCAUGCCACUAGUUAGUAGUGGGAGAUGACAAUAAUAAGGUUAUCUAUAUAAGUUUAAGUAUGUUGUGACGGAUGUUAUGGUUGCAAUAGGUCUCCAUUGACUGCACUAGUCAUUCGGUUCUUUCAUGUUGAAACUAGUCCAUCAAACGAUUUCCAUGCGUGGAGGAGAACUCUUGAAAAUUCUAGCCUUACAAUAAAGUCAGUGUAGUGAUUCAAUAAGUGUUUCCGUCAAUGCAGGAUAAUUUGGCGUAAGAAAGCUUUGGAUCCAACUCGGUGAC
Messenger RNA from Eucalyptus grandis, 2517 nucleotides. RefSeq names its product wall-associated receptor kinase 5-like. The record is from RefSeq and is a predicted model, not a curated record. Gene Ontology annotation, biological process: cell surface receptor signaling pathway; protein phosphorylation. Gene Ontology annotation, cellular component: plasma membrane. Gene Ontology annotation, molecular function: protein serine/threonine kinase activity; calcium ion binding; polysaccharide binding. Lineage: Eukaryota; Viridiplantae; Streptophyta; Magnoliopsida; Myrtales; Myrtaceae.